Messenger RNA from Colletotrichum lupini, 324 nucleotides. RefSeq lists its product as uncharacterized. The coding region runs from base 1 to 324 and encodes 107 amino acids. Lineage: Eukaryota; Fungi; Ascomycota; Sordariomycetes; Glomerellales; Glomerellaceae. The transcript has 3 exons. The record is from RefSeq and is a predicted model, not a curated record.
AUGCUGUGGGUGGCUGUCUCCCUCAAGAACAGAGUCUUCACGUUCAUGAUAGUGGCUAUCCAUCACCAAGUGCGUCUUGGAAGGGAGGCAAAGUACCUCAUUCUGCAUAAUGCCAGGGCUCACACUACUGCGAGUCCUCGUACUCUGUACAAGUACGCAUCUUCAGUCCUCGGGGUUGAUGCCGACACACCCCCCGGGGCCCAGCAAUGGCACACCUUGGAACCUCAAUCCCGAGGUCUUCUCGUGAACCCCCCGGUCUCAUUGCCCGCUCUCGGAGCAAAGCUUUGCACCAUCUCAAUCGCCCGACUCAUGUUUUCUUGGUGA